Phragmites australis (common reed) is the source of this 5418-nucleotide messenger RNA. RefSeq names its product sister chromatid cohesion protein PDS5 homolog A-like. Gene Ontology annotation, biological process: mitotic sister chromatid cohesion; DNA repair. The record is from RefSeq and is a predicted model, not a curated record. NCBI's taxonomy places the organism in Eukaryota, Viridiplantae, Streptophyta, Magnoliopsida, Poales, Poaceae. The transcript has 33 exons. Gene Ontology annotation, cellular component: nucleus; chromatin. The coding region runs from base 213 to 4880 and encodes 1555 amino acids.
GAGGACCGACCCAAACCAAACCCGAUCCCAACCCUCGCUUUCCGCUCGCUCACGGCCUCUCCCCCCUCUCCACGCCAAUUUCGAAACAGCGAGAGCAGCCAAAAGCCGAGCCUUCACAGAUUAAGAACCUAGCUAGGGAGGGAGAGCGUGGAGGUGAAAGCUGGGAGCGCUUGGAGCGCGAAUUCGGUGUCGAUCCGGCGCGGUGGCUGGGGAUGGCGGCCGCGGAGCAGCUGAGGGAGCUCGGGGAGAAGCUGCAGGCGGCCUUGCCGGCGCCCGCGGACGAGCUUGCCAAGCUCCUCGAGCAAGCUGCGGAAUGCUUACAUGGAGUAGAGCAGUCGCCAGGGUCCUCGGUGAUGGAAGCUAUCCAACCAAUUUUAAAAGCUGUCACCAGAGAAGAAUUAUUGAAACAUGAGGAUGAAGAUGUCAAAGUUCUCUUGGCAACAUGCUUCUGUGAAAUUACAAGAAUAACUGCACCUGAUGCUCCAUACAGUGAUGAUGUUUUAAGGGACAUAUUUUAUCUGAUAGUUGGUACAUUCAGUGGACUCAGUGAUGUUAGUAGCCAAUCCUUUGGCAGGAGAGUUGCUAUUCUUGAAACAGUUGCAAGAUACCGAGCAUGUGUUGUGAUGUUAGACCUUGAAUGUGAUGAUCUCAUCACAGACAUGUUUCGGAUGUUCUUACAAGUUGUCAGUGACAGUCAUGAACAAAAUAUUGUGAAGUCAAUGGAGACAAUAAUGGCCCUCAUUAUAGAUGAGAGUGAAUAUAUACAGGAGAGCCUUCUACGUGUACUGCUAUCAGCUUUAGGGCAGAGGAAAACUGGUGCUGCAACGGCUGCACGUAAGCUCGCUCGCAAUGUUAUUGGGCAUUCUGCAGGAAAACUUGAAUCAUACAUAAAGAAGUUUCUCACAUCAUCCUUGGAUGGGGAUGUCAGUUCUUCAAAUGAUCGAAUUGAUCAUCACGGAAUCAUAUUUGAUUUGUAUCAGUGUGCUCCAAAGGUUCUUAAGGUGGUGGUGCCUUAUAUAACUGGGGAACUACUGGCAGAUCAAGUAGAUAUACGAUCUAAAGCAGUUGAAUUACUUGGGGAAAUUUUUUCCUUACCUGGAGCCCCUAUCUUGGAAUCUUUCAAGUCUCUUUUUGCUGAGUUCCUGAAGAGACUGACUGAUAGAGUAGUUGAAAUCCGUGUUUCUGUGAUCGAACAUUUGAAGAGAUGUCUAUUAUCAAACCCUUCCAAACCUGAAGCUCCAGAAAUUAUCAAAGCACUUUGUGAUAGAUUGCUGGAUUAUGAAGAAAAUGUGCGAAAGGGAGUGGUGGGUGCACUUUGUGAUGUUGCUUGCCACUCACCUGGUGCUAUUCCAGUUGACACUAUCAAAGUAGUAGCGGAACGUGUCCGUGAUAAAUCGCUGGUUGUGAAGUGCUAUACAAUGGAGAGAUUGGCAGAUAUUUAUAAGCUGUACUGCCAGAGGGGUUCUGAUAGCUCAACAGAAUCUGAUGAUUCUGAGUGGAUACCUGGAAAAAUAUUAAGAUGCCUUUAUGACAAAGAUUUUAGACCGGAGUCAAUCGAAUCAAUUUUAUGUGGUUCGUUGUUCCCACCAGAGUUUCCAACAAAAGGAAGAGUUAAACAUUGGGUAACAGCUGUUGCACACUUUGAUAAAGUUGAGUUGAAAGCUCUUGAGCAAAUUCUUCUGCAAAAGCAAAGACUGCAACAAGAAAUGCUGAAAUACAUGUCCCUUCGGCAACUAAGCCAGGAAGAUGCCCCUGAUCUGCAGAAAAGAAUUCUGGGAUGUUUCCGGAGCAUGUCUCGCUUAUUCAGUGACCCUGCAAAGUGCGAGGAGCACUUGAACAUGCUUCAUCAACUAAAAGAUGACAAUAUCUGGAAAAUAUUCACUAGCUUGCUUGAUUGUUCAGCUACAUUCGAGAAAGCUUGGUCUCUUCGGGCUGACUUGCUUAAGAUUCUUGGUGAAAAACAUGCACUAUAUGAUUUUGUGGGCUCAUUAACAAUGAGAUGUUCAUAUUUACUUGUAAACAAGGAGUAUGCCAAAGAUAUUCUCUCUGAAGCUUCUGAACAAAAGACUGCUGAGAAUACAAAACUCAUCUCAGCAUGCAUGGAUCUUCUAACGGCAAUAUCUAGUUUCUUUCCUUCGCUGUUGUCUGGUCUUGAAGAAGACAUUGUUGAACUCCUGAAGGAGGAUAAUGAACUGCUUAAAGAGGGUAUUGCUCAUGUUUUGUCGAAGGCUGGUGGCAAUAUUCGUGAACAGCUAGCCUCAUCAAGCUCCCUUGAUCUUCUAUUAGAGCGGUUAUGCUUAGAAGGCACGCGGAGACAGGCUAAAUACUCUGUUCAUGCACUUGCUGCCAUUACAAAGGAUGAUGGUCUUAUGUCACUAUCUGUUCUUUACAAGAGGCUUGUGGAUUUGUUAGAGGAGAAGAAAGUGCAUUUACCAUCUAUUCUGCAAUCUUUGGGAUGUAUAGCUCAGAUAGCGAUGCCAAUUUUUGAAACACGGGAGGAAGAAAUAAUAAGUUUCAUAACUAAAAAAAUUCUUGAGUGCAAUGAUGAUAUGGCUGAAGAUUCUUCUCACAAAUCUGAAUGGGGCGAUAGUACACAUAAUUGUUUGUUAAAGAUUUGUGGCAUUAAAACUUUGGUGAAGAGCUACCUAUCUUGCAAAGAUGCUCAAGCACACCCAGGAAUAGAAAAUUUAAUGGGUAUUCUUAAGAAUAUUCUUACCUAUGGUGAUAUAUCUCCAAAUAUGGUUUCAAGUGCUGUUGAUAAGGCACAUUUGAGGCUUGCAGCUGCGAAAGCUGUUCUGCGCUUAUCAAGACAAUGGGAAAACAAAGUGCCUGUUGAUGUGUUUUCUUUGACUAUGAGGAUUUCAGAGGAUGAUUUUCCUCAGGUUAGGAAAUUAUUUCUUAGUAAGGUACAUCAAUAUAUCAAGGAGAGGGCACUGGAUGCAAAAUAUGCUUGUGCCUUCUUGCUAGGCAUCGACGAUUAUCGUGCCCCGCAGUACGAAGAGUUCAAGCACAACCUGAUUGAAGUGGCUCAGAUAUGCCAACAAGUUAGGAUGCGUCAACUUUCUGUCCAAGCAGACAGGAAUUCGCUGACAGCUUACCCAGAGUAUAUAAUUUCCUAUUUGGUUCAUGCCCUCGCUCAUGAUCCUUCAUGCCCAGACAUUGAGGAACAUGAGAAUGUCAAGGCAUUUGGUCCAAUUUACUGGCGAUUGCAUCUGAUUCUUUCAACUCUCCUGGGAGAAGAAGGUUUGCAACUUAGUGUUCCAGGCAUGAAAAAGGAGAGCUUCACAACAAUAAUAUCUAUAUUCAAAAGCAUAAAAUGUUCACAAGAUGUGGUUGAUGUAAACAAAACCAAGACUCUGCAUGCUAUAUGUGAUCUUGGCACUCUUAUUGCAAAGAAGUUAUGCCAAGACCAAAAUAUAUCAGAAAGCCAAACGGUUCCAUUGCCUGCUCAACUUUACAUGCCAUCUCAGGAUAGCCAAAAUAACAAUUCUGUGGAGACUGAUGAGCAGAUGUGGUUGGGAUGUGAGAAAGUACUAGCCCAUUUUGAGGCUCUUAUGACUGAAAACAAUGAUGAGGUUGAAUCUCCCAAACAAAAGAUGCUUAUAGAUGAGACUGAUGAAUUUGGUAAUGAAGUUCCUCUUGGGAAAAUUGUCAAACUUCUUAAAUCUCAAGGAGACAAGAAGAUGGGAAGAAAGCAGAAGACAGCAUCUGGUUCAGUAAAUGCAGGCAACGACGAUGAUGUCCUUGGGUUGGUAAGAGAAAUUAACUUAGACAACCAAGGAAAUUCAGGGGAAUCGGAGAAGAGCAAACCUAAGAAGCGUCGGGCAGAUAUAAAAGAGAGCAACGAGAAGCCAGUAGUUUUUUCUACACCAAAACGCAAAAGAUCUGUUUCGAAUAAUAGACCACAUUCAGCAAAGGGCAGUAAAAACAGUGAUGAACUUCAACUGCAUACUCCAAACACAGAUGGGACCAGGAACUCCUUGGAAAGUAACUUGAAGGAGAAACACAGAGAUGAAUCAACUGAUACAGAGUUAUUAGUAUCUCCGACUAGUAGUAAAACCCCUGUAUCCAAAGGAAAUAAGGGCGCAAAGAAACGCCAUACUGACAUCUUAAAUAGUGGCUCAAAGAAGUCUGCUGAUGAAGACAGUAGUAAGAGAGCCACUGAAUUGGGAAGUCUAAAUGGGUCACUCAAAAGGCAGAAGCCAAAAUUGGUUUAUGGUCUAGCAAAGUGCACAACCCAUGACUCAAGCAGCGCAGACUUGGUAGGAAACCGAAUAAAAGUUUGGUGGCCUUUGGAUAAGAAAUUUUAUGAAGGUGUCGUGCAAUCAUACGAUUCAUCGAAGAAAAAACAUACGGUGCUAUACGAUGAUGGUGAUGUUGAAGUGCUUAACUUAGCUAAAGAAAAGUGGAGUAUAAUUGAAACUAAUGAUUCUUCAGUGAAGAAGCAAAAGGACCAUCCAGGGGCAAACCAAGGACGAGCACAAGAGAGAACUAGCAGCAGCAAGCAAACUCUGCCUAACCAACAGAAGUCAAAAAAGAGGUCCUCGCCUCCAAAGAGGAAAGGGCAGCCAAAGAACAAACGUAGAAAGACUACUGCAGGGGGUAAAAAGUCUGUCAAAGAGAGCAGUGGAGCUGGUGUUAAUGAUUCAGAUUCAUCCAUUUCUCUUGCUCACUCAGAUGUUGACAAAGAUGUAAACUCUGAUGGGCACAUGGAGGAAGAAGUAGCAGUUAACCCAGCUGAGAAAGAGAAGGCAGGGAAAGAAUCCAAAGAUGUGGAAAUGAAAGAGGAGAAAAAGCCGGAUUGUAGUUUGAACAGCAAGGAGGAAUCUGACAAUGAAACUCUUAGCCUGUGGAGAAAACGCACAGCAAAAGCAACAUAGUUCUGCCUUCUCAGUUGACCAUUCUUAGUAGGAUGCAGAUUUCACAGGCAGCCGUUCGGGAGUGUGGAUAUCUUGAUUGAUUGACCCUUUGCAAUUGGCAGUUGUAAUGUAGAAAAUGUUCUUUUCAAUAGCAACAGAUUAGUAUAGAAGAGCAGUGGAAUAGGAUUUGCUUGUAAUGUUAAUUAGAAGCCGGCACUUGUUGCCCAUUAGCUAUGUCAUGGCGUCCCUGGGUUCCCUGUCUUGUAUAUCCUUGAGAGGGUCGGAGGCGGUGCAACAUAUCUGUUAGUUCUUUCGCAGGAGCUGUGUUAUACUCAUGUAGAAAUGUUGUAGGCAAUAAUCAAAUGGCUGUUUGUGUUGUAAAACUAGCAGCGGGCAUCCAAUUUUGGCCCUCGUUCCAAAGAACCAUAUUUUGGUUGUAGAAUGUCACGCUCGAGUAGUAUUUGGACUAAAUAAGGAGAUCGUCAGUAUAGUUUUGUUUUGUAAUGUUAACAUUUUUCUAUAUUAUAUUUAGUGGCUAGCUUUUCAAAGUUGCUGGACA